Molecule: messenger RNA, 1380 nt
Organism: Mollisia scopiformis
Lineage: Eukaryota; Fungi; Ascomycota; Leotiomycetes; Helotiales; Mollisiaceae
Exons: 3
Coding region: 1-1140 (379 amino acids)
Source: RefSeq, a predicted model, not a curated record
AUGGCCAUUGAAGAGAUUGAUCACCUCCAGAAGGAGUUGAAUGAUCUGGCGAAGAAGUUGAACGAGACUAUCAAAGUUGUCGAGCUACUGAGAGCUCAGCGAAAGGAGGUUUACGAAAAGCUUGGAAAUGCUGCUGCGACAGUCCAAGAGGCUACCAGGAUUAAUAGGGCCACUGAGAAGAAGCUCGCACGCGCCCAAAAGUCGCUCACACAGGCUGAAGGAGAAGCCAAGGUGGCGAAUGAGAGAUUUGUCAAGGAGGAGGAUGCCAUCGAGAAGCUUCGCGCAGAGGAAAAUCGCCUAAAGAAUAAGACGGAGGAUGAGGUUCGCCAUGAGAAGGUGCACAAGAAGAUGCUUGAGAUCAAGGCGAAGGUGGAGUAUUUGAAUCAAGAUCGUAUGAACUGGGCAUCUUGGCCACCCGAAGAGCUCGUCAGACGUUGGGAGAACGGCGACAUUUAUUAUGAGCCCUUCACCAAGGAACAUAAUGUUCUGAAGCUGAGCUCUGCAUACCAACAAAUGGGCCUUCCCAGUAUCCCGAGCGACCUUGAGCUCACUGCAAUUUCGUCUAUCUUGCACAACGAAAAGGGCUCCACUCCCUGGAAGUGCAAGUUCUGGAAUCCUGAGUGUGCUGCAUUUCCUGACCCAUCACAAAUAUCUAUCAAUACCGAUGGUAGCAGCAGCAGCGAGUCGAUUGUGGGCAAGACAACCGGAGCUCAAUCUCCAUCACCAAUGCCGAUCAAGUCCGAAGUCAACCAAUCCGACUCCAUCGGCCCGAAUCCACAAAUUCCAAUGAAGACCGAGGACAACGACACUGUCUUAGGCAAGAGAAAUCGAGAGACUUCGGCAUCGAGCACUGCUACCGCUUCAUCGAGUUCCUCGGGUCAGCUUGCUGUCGAAGCAAACGUGGGAGUCGACAACUCUGUCAAGAGCGAAGUCGGAGAAGAGCGCGCAGCCAAGAAGGUCAAGAUGGACAAUCCUAUUUCGACUGCUCCUCUUGCCCCUCGUCUCGAGACCAGCACAGAUGACCCCGAAGAGAGAUCAGCACAGGGAGAGCGUCUGGAACUUUCGACGGAUGCUGCAAAUGAUUCGGCUCUUCCUGAUUGGUGCUCUGGCUUCACCAAACAGAAUAUGGAGAAGAUCUGAGUUCCCAAUCUGGAACCUCAAUCUGACCUGGACGAGAAGCGAGCCGUAGCUAUGCUAGACUUGGUCUUCGACGACUUGAUUUGACGCUUGGGACAUCUAUGCGAAGGAAGAUCGAUGGAGGAGCUUUUUUUGUCCUUUAAUAACAUAUGAACUGGGGGUACAAACAAACAUAUUUAGGGAUUGACAGCGGGAGAACAAUCUGUUAAGGACGGGGUGGGUGGACAUUUACGUGGCUGGAGG